This is a messenger RNA of Cydia fagiglandana, 7409 nucleotides long. RefSeq lists its product as uncharacterized. Gene Ontology annotation, biological process: regulation of transcription by RNA polymerase II. NCBI's taxonomy places the organism in Eukaryota, Metazoa, Arthropoda, Insecta, Lepidoptera, Tortricidae. Gene Ontology annotation, cellular component: NSL complex. The coding region runs from base 143 to 5185 and encodes 1680 amino acids. Gene Ontology annotation, molecular function: DNA binding. The transcript has 16 exons. The record is from RefSeq and is a predicted model, not a curated record.
CGAAAAAUGGCGCACCAAUUCAUUGUUUAGAUGCGUGAAAUGGCGUGAUAGUGAUAACCACUAAUCUUAAUCCCGUGUAUACAAGUUUCAAAUGCAGUUUCUCUUUAAUUAGACAUUUAAUACAUAUUAAACCUGGAUUUAAAUGUGUUUCAGAUGUAAAGUCAUAUCAAAUAUUUUUAUGAAAAUGUCAGACAAAGAAGUAAUAGAAAUGGAUAGAGUAACCGCUGCUGUCAAUACAAGUAAGGAACCUGAAGCUGAAAAUGUUGAUGCUAUAAAAAAAUAUAUGGAAGAGCAAGAAAGUUUUUUAAGGUGUUCAACUGACAAGGAUGUACUGAACCAUGUAAUAAAAGAUACAUAUAAAGGAAAUAAUCAAAACAGCUUAGAUUUAGAACUUCAACUUACAUUGUCCAAUAAUUCUGGUAUUGUUGAAAAGGAUUGUGAGAUAAAACAACAGACCUACAAGAUUGGUUCCGAGUCAGUGUACAGUGAAGAAACAACAAUGUCAGCAUCUCCAAACCAUUGUGUAUUAAACGAUUCCUUGUUAGAACUAGAGAAUGAAGAAACUCUUGCUAAUCAAGCAGCUGCAAAUUUACUAUCUUUGGGCCAAAACUGUCUAAAAAUGCAUAUAAAUAUAAAACAAAAAAAGUGUUCAGACGAAAUCAUAACCAAUGCUCAUGAAUGUACAUUCAAAUCCAAUGUAAAUAUUGAUGGUAAUAUAGAGUUGCCUGAUAAUUUAGAACUGCAUCAACAAUCAGAUGAACAAUAUGAGGAAAAUAAUAUUGAUUUAACUAGUACAAAUAUAAGUCCAAAGAAUUCUAAUGAUGAUUUACAUCUGAGCAAAGAAGAAAGUAAUAUACAAAAGUUAGACAAACAAGAUGGUAAUCAAAAAUUGUUAAACAUCUCUGGCUUAGACAAUAAAAAUAGGUAUACUAAAAAUGAGAACUUGCAACCAUCCACCUUACUGCAUAAACUACUAACUUGCACCAGUAACUCGAGUAGUGAAAUAAACAAAUCACUUUUCUUGGAUAAAGACACCAAAACAGUACAAGAAAAUAGAGAAGGUGAAGAAUCUUUGUCCAUAGCAACUAGUGUAAUGGAUAUGAUACUUAAUAAUGCUGAAGUGGCCAUAAGUAAGAAAAACGCUGGUGCAUUAUCUAAACAAUGUAUUAGUCCUGAGAAAGCCAACUCCAGCGUUUCUCUGGCGAUUGGAUCAAAAGUAGAAGCCAAAGAUUUCUGUGAGCUGUGGCAUCCUGCUGAGAUAGUAGAAGUGGACUGCGAAGAAAUGGAGGUCUUGGUGCAAUAUGACAAACAACCAAAAAUGCAUAAUGAAUGGAUAAGCAUAAGCAGCCCAAGAUUAAGACCUCUAAGCAGUAUAGUCAGAGAGGCAACAUCGCCUCCGCAUACACCAGUUUCAGAAGCGCUUACGGAACCUAAAGCAGAAGACAAAGUGAAAGUGACCUUUGCUGUAGGAGAACGAUGUUUGGCUCGAUGGAGGGACAACCGCCGAUUCAUUGCAACAGUACAAAACGACUUGGGAAAUGGUAAUUAUGAAGUUAUGUUCGAUGAUGGGUUUCAAUGGAAGUGCACUUUAUCUAGAAUGUACAAGCUAAAGGAAGCCAACGGGCACCAGGAUUACCCUCGGUUCGGAGCGGGGGCCGCGCCGCCGCCCGUCGCCGCGCCGCUGGCAGCGACACUGGACGCGCCGCCCGCGGCCCCCGCGCCCGCCGCGCCGCCGCCCUUGUACCACACUCACCUGUUUGACCCGACCCGUGAUUACCUAGGUUCCAAAAGCGAAAGGCGUGAGAUGAAGCGCAAGCUAAACAUCAAAGAAAUAUUCAAUAUUGGGCAGAAACGAAAAAAACUACAAACACUAGACAAAGAGUCCAAAAGUACCGUUGCUUCUAUAAAAGUAGAAAUAAAAUCUGAACCUGGUACUUUAUCAAAUGAAACUGCUCCAACAGCAGAACCUCCCUCAAAGGAAACCAUUCCUGAAUUACAAGUUAAAAAAAAUAGAGCAAAGAAGCCACCUGUCAAGAAAAAAACUCUUGGAAAGAAAAAAAUUAAAUUGAAAAACAUUGAUGGCAAAUCGAUAGUUUCUUCGUCAAAUGAUAUCAAGAAAGAAAAAAUACCAGAAGCCGUUGCAUCUAUUAUUGGCACAAUGUGUGCCCACGAACCUGAAGUCGAAGUUAAGACCGAGCCACCUGAAGUAGAAGUCAUGGAUUCUAAUGAUAUAAAGCCUGACGACCUGUCAAAUGCAUUGGACACAUGUAAUGCAGUAGUAAAACAAGACCUCGAUGUCGUAAUGGAAGAGGAAACAAAACCAUUUGAAAUUCAGGAUGGUGUCAAGCACGAGGACGUCAUCGGUAAAAUUAAGGAAGUGAUCACAAAGUUGGAAGAUGGCAUCAACGAAGUGGAAAAGAAAGAAAUAAAACCUGAAGUGGUUAAAGAAGAAAUAGUACCGGACGUCGUGCAGCCGGUCGUAAACCCGGUAGAAACUAAUGACAAAGUAAAGCAAAAGAAAUCAAAAAGUUCGUCGAAAGUAAAAAAAGGAAAGAAGCUGAGGUUGAUGCAAGAGAAAAAGGUUAAAAAGCAAGUGGAGAAGGUGAAGUGUCAGUUGGAGGAGAUGAAGAAGCAGGUGGAGGCGAUGCGGCAGGAGAUCAUGCUGAAGACGGAGGAGCUGGCGAGCUCGCGGCGCGGCGAGUGCGCGGCGCCCGAGGCCGCGCUGCUGCCCGGCGAGUGGUGCGCGCGCUGGGUCGACGGCCAGCCCGAGGGCGCCGUCAGCGAGGCGCCCGCCACCGGCGACUCGCCGCUCCCGCGCCGCAGCGUCAUGGUAGAGGACAAGCGGCUGCCGCCGGGUUGGACCAAACACAUGGUGCGCCGGAGCCUGGGCAGCUCGGCCGGCAAAUGGGAUGUAGUUUUAGUAAGCCCGGAAAAUCGUAGGCUUCACACAAAGAACGAUAUGCGGAUGUACCUAGAGAACAACCCACAGCCGGAGCUGAAGCCCUACGAGGCCGCUCUGAUGGACUUCGGCAUCCACCUGAAGUUGUCGCGGCGGCUCGGCUGGGUGCGCUCCUCCGCCGAGGGCGCGCCGCCGCCGCCGCCGCCCUGCCGCGAUCUGCCCGCCUCGAGCCCGCUGCUCAAGCGAUCCAAACUGAGCCUCAACAAGAACCACCACAAGUUGAUGCACCACAAAAAGCGACCCAAGCUGAAAAUCAAACCUCUGCGACCGCCCCCGGUUUUGGCUGCGUCCGGCUUGCAUCAGAAUUCUAAGGAAACCAAUAUGUGUUCUGAGCCAAGUGUAGCAGAGGAAGCUGUUCUUGACGGCGCCAGUAUUAAAGAUGGAUUUGUUGAUGUCGGUUCGUUAAGAGUUCAAGUUAUUGCGACUCUGCUGCGAUGUCCCGCCGAAGGGUGUUUUAAGAAUUUCCGAAAUACUACGUUACUAAAAAUGCAUAUCAAACAUUACCAUAGGGAGCUCCGAAAGACAAUGGGCAACACUCCUAAGGUUUUAGAUUUAGCUUACGCCAGGACCAGGCCGAGCGAAGCGGAAAUGAAACUGUUAAAACGUGAAGCGCAACAGAGGAUCAUUAAAGUGAAGCUGCCGCGGCUACAGAAGCGGGCGGAGGCGCCGGCGCCCGCUGCGCCUCCGGAGCCCGCGGCCGCGCCGCCGGCGCCGCCUGCCGAGCCCGCCGCCGCCGACGCGCCGCCCCGCCCCGUCGACUCGCCCAAGCUGCGGGACGCGCUCGCCGUCAAGCCGGCCAAGCGGCCCCGCGUACUACUACCCGUGCGCACUAAAGAACCGGAGCCGACAUUGGAACCGGAGAAUGUCGCGGCCGACCCGCCUCCGCCUCUCGUCAAACUAGAAAACGCCGAAACCGAAGACGAUCUACUCGUGCCGAAACAAGAGAUACCCGAUUGUGGCGUCUUGGACUUUGAAACUGCGAUAUCGACGCACACCGUAACGAAAAUGGUGAACGGCAACAGGAUUAAAAGCGAGAAGAGGCGUAAGACUUUCGCUUGUAUAGGGAAACUGGCGAGCGAGGACGAGGAGUGGGCGGGGGGCUCCUCGGACACGCGCUCCAGCUACCCGAGCUGCGGCACGCCCGACUCGGCGCGCGCCGACGCCGACGACCUGGCGCCCGCCGCCGCCGACGACAACCACUCCGCCGCCGCGCACCUCUACAUGUACACGGAGAACGGUGAGCGCAUCAAGCUGGUCCGCAUGAAGCGCGAGGAGAUCAUCAACUGCCACUGCGGGUUCCGCGAGGAGGACGGGCUCAUGGUGCAGUGCGAGCUGUGCCUGUGCUGGCAGCACGCGCUCUGCCACAACAUACAGCGCGAGGCCGAGGUGCCCGAGAAGUACACGUGCAGCAUCUGCCUGAACCCUCGGCGCGGGCGGCGGCGGCAGCGGUUCAUGCACGACCAGGACCGGCUGUACGAGGGGCUGCUGCCGGGCCCGGGCGGCGGCCGCGCCUGCGACGCGCUGCGCCGCGCGCACGAGCUCUCCGGCAACCUGCUGCGCAUCGAGGACGCGCUGCACGCCGUGCGCGUCAACACGCGCGUCGCACAGACAAAGAACCAUCCGAAAUUGUACCUGUGGGCCAGAGAUUGGGAAUCUGUUGAAUUAUCGUUCGCUCAAGAAAAAUUAAACUCCGAAUAUUCAGACCUGAAUGUGAUCAUCAAUAACUUGGGAAAGGAGAACUUGCCUAUUAAGGCGGAAGAUUUAAAAGAAAUGGCCUUAGAUAUGAAGACUCCUUCUGAUGAACCAGAGGAAAAACAUAACCCAUUGGAAAAAGAGAACCAAAUAGGAUCUCAGGCUUUACUUAGCGGGUUGUUGUCGAGUCCCGACGCGGCCUCUCUGGACCUGCCCAUCACGGAAUCCGAACUAGACAAGCUGGCUAAAUCUGUGCAUGAGCACGAGAGCAGGGCGCGGGUGCGCGCGCCGCAGCCCGAGGCCGCCAUCGAGAACAGCGCCUGCCGCGCGCGCCUGCUGCGCCACAUCCAGCGCUGCCACGCGCUGCUCGACCAGCGGCUCGACUCCAUCGAGGCGCAAGUCGCAGAGCUAGAGUCGCAAGACGCGUCGCUCGAGGACGACGAGUCGCCGGAGUUCUGCCCGCGCGCCAAGCAGACGCUGGUGAUGAUCGCGCGCGACCUGGACACCAUGGAGGAGCUCGGCAUCGUCACCUAACACGCGCCGCCCGCGCCCCCCGCUCCCCUCGCGCCCCUAGCGCCCCCAGCGGCCGUCCGCGCGGGCUAGACCACAUGCGCAUUAGCGGGUUACCGCACCAGCGGUUUGGCGACACAUAAUGACAGGACAUUAUUAAUUUUGAAUCGUUUUCAUUUCGGUCAGUGUUGGGUCAAUCCAAGCAGUGUAACGUUUUCCAAUUGGAAUAGUAUCAUUGUCAAUACGAGAAUACACUAAAACAAAGUGAUGACCCUGUUGAAGAGGCCGAUCACCGGCGCAGCAGUGCAGCGAAGACGGUCGGCGGACCCACAAAACCAACACCGAACGACAUCAACUAUACGAGUCUGAUUUGCGACAGUUGGUGUAAAAAAUAUGGACUAUGAAAUAAAAUGCCUCAUUGAACAUUUUGAUUGCUGCUCAUACUUGGUUAUGGUAUUGUCGUAUUUGUAGGAAUUAGAAACGAUAGUUUGUAAUAAAUCCUGUGCAUCAAAUGCAAAGACAAGUGCUUAGCAACCAGCUGAAUUGUCGGCGCUGUAAUUAACGUUUAGUUAGUCUGUAACAGGCGCUAAAUUAACCAACAUUAGGCAUUAGUAGACACAACACAAAGGUUACCUGUGAAUGUUAAUAAUAUAAGAUAAAAUUCUGUAAAGUAAAUGUUUUCACCCAGUGGAUGAAGUGAAGUAGUUGUUAGUCGUUGCUGCAUAUUUUUGUAAAGGCCAUAGCCGUAUUAGGAUAAGUUAAGUGGUCGUCCCGUAACUUUCAGUGUGUAGUUUAUUAGUGCCUCCGCUGUCUUGCGCGGGUGUACGGAGCCGGUUGAGCGCCUAUUGAAAAAUAGGAGUCCAAGUCUUAAACUACGUAAUCACAUGCGAAAGUAAACUAAUCAACUUACUGGGGUUUUGAAACCAGUUUUAAUGAUAAAUGUUUAAUAUAUUUGAAAAGUACAAGUACAUUUCCAUAUUUUUAUUAUAUGAAAGAUCCUUUUGAUUUGUAUUUAUUGAGUUUAUGAAAUAAAUAAGUGACAUUUAACUGAAUUUAGAAACGUACACCAAAAAAAUAUUGAGUAUUAUAGUCGUCGAGUUCAGCUGAUUAUUGGAGUUGGAAUUUCUAUUCUUAUUUUUUUCGUUCUUGUAUUAAGUACGAAAUGGUACAGUCGCCAUCAUAUAUAUCGGAGCGGCCAAGGUGCUCACAAAUAGCUGAGCACGCCUCUAUUGUCAAGGCGUUAGAGUGCUUGUUCAGAUAUUGUGAACACCUUGGCCGCUCCGAUAUAUCUGAUGGCAACUGUACGACCGGAAACAUGAAUUAAAUUAUAUUGUUAGACAAACAUUCUACAAAUUUUAUUGUUACAUAUGCUACUUAAUUAUAUCCUAUUGACGUGGUGUCUAUGCAAAAUACCAAAUACAAUUUGUACAUUAUAAUCUCUAAUAACAGUAAUAAUGGAACUGUUUCGUUUACAUGAGAAUCUGACUCCCCCUACAAACACACGUCGUCUAUGUAUUAAGAGUCAUAUUUCUCUGCAGUUGGCUGAUGUACAUGCCAACAAAGGAGUUAAAGAAAAAUACUAUGUGAAACACUAAAUGUAAUUGAGCCAUUUAAAUGCAAUAUGAAUGUCUAAGUAAUGUUGAAUUACUUAUAUAUUUGUCAUUAUUAUAUUUGGUAUCCUAACAAAAGAACACUGAGGUUUCCUUAAUGGUAAUCUUGUAAAGGAAAUUCAUUCUUAUAGUAAAUAACUUAAUUUUCUUCAACAUUAUUAAAAAGAGGUGAUACACGUGUUUGUAGCUCGUGAGUUCAUUUACACAUUACAGCUGUCGUUCGUUGGCCUAAUUGAAUAAAUAAACUGCCAAACACACUACGUGGUACACCGGCCACAUGACUAAUCCUAAGAGAAACACCUAGCCACGUGUACCGCGUAGUUGUACCUCUACCCUAGGGCUCACAAAUCGACGGCCCAAUAUUACAGGGUCCUAUGUUACAUUUUUAAGAUAGUUGAAAUUCGACUUAAUGUCACUAUGACAAUGUUCACCUGUAAUAUUGGGCCAGCGAAAUGUGAACCCGUUCGCUGCAUACACGAUACCACGUCCCCGACGCUGAACAUGUUAUCGUUGUAUAUCCGGACUUUAUUUGACGAAAGUAGUUAAUUUGUAGAAAACUCUUUUAGUGUAAGCUUUAAUUGUAACAUGUUAAUACAAUAAUAAUAAUAAUUACCUACAUUAAACUAUUUUCAUAAACA